Messenger RNA from Leopardus geoffroyi (Geoffroy's cat), 716 nucleotides. RefSeq names its product regulated endocrine specific protein 18 (gene RESP18). The transcript is spliced from 6 exons. NCBI's taxonomy places the organism in Eukaryota, Metazoa, Chordata, Mammalia, Carnivora, Felidae. Gene Ontology annotation, cellular component: endoplasmic reticulum. The record is from RefSeq and is a predicted model, not a curated record.
AUGACAGUGGAUGUGGAGAGAAAUCCAACCCUCGCUGCGAGUGGGAAGCUACAGUCCUGUUUAGCCCCUCCUGCUGCUGUCUCUACUUUCUCUGCAACUUAGGAGGGGAGUGAACGCGCUGAUCCCGGGAGAAUGCAGCACCUACUGUGGCCUAGGGGUUCUGGGGGGCUUCCGCUGCUCCUCUGCUUCGUGCUGCUGAACAGCCGCCCAGGGGGCUGCAGCGACAUUAGUGGCCACGAUGGUCAGGGCCAAGUGGGAGUGGGGCAGCUCUGGCCCCUCCACGGAUUUGUUUCUACAGUCUUCCAGCACUUGCAAGUUGUACUCCAGCAGAUUGUGCCCCUAAGUUUGUUCUGGAAGGAUGACAUCACCCAGGGUGUGAUGACCCAGAGGAUGGGGCACAUCAGCAGAUUCUACCCCCAAGAUCCAUGUCUGAGGCAUGGAUAGGCAACCUUUCCCACCAAAACCACUGGGAUAAGCCCAAUGGCCAAAGUGAACAGGGAUCAAUGUUUUACCUCCAAAGUGGAUCUGAAGACCCUGAAACGAGAGGUGACCAACCCUGUCAAGGACUUCUUUGAGCCACCCCCCACUGUGGGCCACAACCUUGUUGCUGAUUGAGACCUCAUAUGAAGCCUCUCUGCCCCAGUGCCCUCUGCCCUCCAGAGGAGCAGUUCUAGGAUGACCCAAAUCUGGAUCAUUAAAGUGGACUUUUGUGCAAA